CAAACCACACAUCCCACCACACGACUCCCGCGACCGAGCGGAGCGGAGCGUCUCGCUCGCCCAUGCUUCUCCUCGCCCCCGCCCCGCCGGCGGCGGCCGCCGGCCGGCGAGCCGCCCCACGGACCCCCGUCCGCUGCUCGAGCGUGCACGAGCUGGAGCGGUCCCCUCCGGCUCGCCCGGGCGCGUCGCUCCCGCCGCUGCGGGCGGCGAAGCGGGUGGUGCUGGUGCGGCACGGGCAGAGCACGUGGAACGCGGAGGGCCGCAUCCAGGGGAGCUCCGACGCCUCCGUGCUCACGCCCAAGGGGGAGUCCCAGGCCGAGACCUCCCGCCAGAUGCUCCUCGCCGACUCCUUCGACGCCUGCUUCACCAGCCCGCUCGCGCGCUCCCGCCGCACCGCCGAGAUCAUCUGGGAAGGGCGCGACGACGACCUCAUCCCGGACUCCGACCUCCGCGAGAUCGAUCUCUACUCUUUCCAGGGACUGCUGAAGCAUGAAGGGAAGGAGAGGUACGGGGUUGUGUACCGGCAGUGGCAGAAGAAUGCGGCCAACUUCAGCAUCGACGGGCACUACUCAGUCCGGGAGCUGUGGGACCGCGCACGGAGCUGUUGGGAGAGGAUUUUAGCACACGAGGGCAAGUCAGUGCUUGUGGUUGCACACAAUGCAGUGAACCAGGCGCUCGUUGCCACUUCUUUGGGACUUGGUGCCGAGUACUUUCGGGUUCUACUCCAGAGCAAUUGUGGCGUUAGUGUGCUGGAUUUCACCCCAAAGACUGGCGGAGGUCCUCCAAAUGUUUGUCUUAACCGCUUAAAUCAGACCCCAAAUUCUCCUGUUGCUGCUGGAAGUUCUGGUGGAAGAAAGACUAGCAAGAGGAUCAUUCUGGCCUGUCAAGGAACUACGCAGAGCAGUUCUGAGGUAUAUGACUUUUAUCGUAUGUGCAUGUGUUCUCUGAUCUACACCAUUCAUUGCUUUGUGUUGCAGAUUAGUCUAGGUGGAAUGGGAUAUGUACCACUGAACAUGCUUGGGACUAUACAGUCUCAGAAGACUGCAGAACUACUUCUAGAUCUGAAGGUGAACAGUAUUAUCUAUAGCCCACAAGUUGCAUCUGUUGAUACUGCAACUGCUAUAUGCGAGGUCCAAGAGGCGGCAGAUUGCUUAGGUGCUGAUUGUGUGCCUCGUUAUGUGGAAAUGAAGAACUUGCUAGAACUUCAAAUUGAUGAUGCCUUUCAAGCAAAGCAAAAGAGCUUUGGGGAAAUAGUUCAAUCAGGCUGGAUGGGCAGCAUGGAAUACAAAACACUAGAGCGACUGUGGGCUCAGUCCAAGGAUGCGUGGCAAGCCUUGCUAAAUGAAUUGCCGGAUGAUAGUGAGUCGGAUCGAGUUGUUGUGGCCGUAGGCCAUCCAGCCAUUCACCUUGCUCUGAUCUGUCGAUGCCUCGAUUUGCCAAUGGAGUACAUGUCAUCUUUCCAUCUAGACGAUGGAAGCAUCAGCGUGAUCGAUUUUCCAGAUGGACCUAAAGGAAGAGGCGUUGUCAGAUGCACAAAUUACACAGCCCAUCUCGGAAGAUGGUCAAUACCUAUUACGCGGCCAACCGAAAAUGAUGAGGAGUUCUAACAUUCUUGAAGGUAACGUUUUCCGUGUUAAUGUAUAUAGCAUCCUUCAGAAACACACACGUGUAAAUAUCUUACAUUGAUGUACGUAUAUCUUAAUCUCAAUAUGACAAUGUCUGUGUACAUAAAAAAUGUAUACGUGCUCAGUUGAAAAAAGAUCUCCAUGUUUCUGCUGCCC
This is a messenger RNA of Panicum virgatum (switchgrass), 1781 nucleotides long. RefSeq names its product 2-carboxy-D-arabinitol-1-phosphatase-like. The transcript is spliced from 7 exons. NCBI's taxonomy places the organism in Eukaryota, Viridiplantae, Streptophyta, Magnoliopsida, Poales, Poaceae. Bases 63 to 1607 code for a protein of 514 amino acids. The record is from RefSeq and is a predicted model, not a curated record. Gene Ontology annotation, molecular function: phosphatase activity.